AUGGCUCAAGCCUAUGGCCAGGCUUCUUUGAACUUCUUUGUAUUUUCUCUGAACCAGGACUCUUCAGUCAUCUUGGAAAAUGCUCAAAAGCUUCUUAUCCUUGAAAAAUAUAUCUAUAUAGACUUCUCAAAACUGAGAAUUGACAAACUUAAGCUUUCAAAAACAUUUUUGUUGCAACAGAAUGGAGUACGACACUGCUCCUACUCGGCAUCAAGGAAAAAUCUGUAUAUUAACAAAAAUACAAAGGUUAUCUGUCAGGGUUUUACAGGCAAACAGGGCACCUUUCACAGCCAGCAGGCGUUGGACUAUGGCACCAAUCUAGUUGGAGGAAUUUCUCCAGGGAAAGGGGGAAAAACUCAUCUGGGUCUGCCUGUGUUUAAUUCUGUGAAGGAGGCCAAGGAACAAACUGGUGCUUCUGCCACUGUUAUAUACGUACCUCCUCCGUUUGCUGCUGCUGCGAUCAACGAAGCAAUCGAUGCAGAAAUGCCCUUAGUUGUAUGCAUUACUGAAGGUAUUCCUCAGCAGGACAUGGUUCGGGUUAAACACAGACUGCUUCGGCAGGAUAAGACUCGACUAGUGGGCCCAAACUGCCCUGGAGUCAUCAAUCCUGGAGAAUGUAAAAUUGGCAUCAUGCCUGGUCACAUUCACAAGAAGGGAAGAAUUGGUAUUGUGUCAAGAUCUGGAACGCUGACAUAUGAAGCUGUUCAUCAGACAACGCAAGUUGGAUUGGGGCAGUCUUUCUGCGUUGGGAUUGGAGGCGAUCCCUUCAAUGGAACUAAUUUUAUUGACUGCCUUGAUGUUUUCCUGAAGGAUCCUCAUACUGAGGGGAUCAUAUUGAUCGGGGAAAUUGGAGGAAAUGCUGAAGAAGAUGCAGCAGCAUUCUUGAAAGAAAAUAAUUCUGGUCCAAAUGCCAAGCCGGUUGUGUCAUUCAUAGCUGGUCUGACCGCUCCUCCAGGCAGGCGGAUGGGUCAUGCUGGAGCAAUCAUUGCUGGGGGAAAGGGUGGAGCUAAAGAGAAGAUAGCCGCUCUUCAGAGCGCUGGCGUUGUUGUCAGCAUGUCUCCUGCUCAGCUAGGUAGCACCAUCUACAAGGAGUUUGAGAAAAGGAAACUGCUGUAAGAGAAGACGCUUUGGAAUACUGUCUCCAAAACCAGUGCAGCACCUGGCCUCUGCUUGUCUUUUGUCUGCUAAUCUUCAGUUGCCCAAAUGACUGACACUGGUCUAUGAAUUUGACUUGGAAGCCAUAAACCUCCUGGCUAAACCUGUUUUGAUGUCUCCUUGGUUCAGACCUUAUCACCUCACUGUAAAUCACAGCAAAUUAAUAAAUCUACUACUAAAUCUGAUCCAU
Nipponia nippon (crested ibis) is the source of this 1345-nucleotide messenger RNA. NCBI's taxonomy places the organism in Eukaryota, Metazoa, Chordata, Aves, Pelecaniformes, Threskiornithidae. The record is from RefSeq and is a predicted model, not a curated record.